AGCGCAAUUUCAUACGGCGCGUUUCAUAAAUGUUAUUGAUGUAUCAUUCCCGCGUUCGAGAAAAGUCGUUUGGUCAACACUUCCGAUAUUGUCUCAUUGUUCAUUCCGCCCUUUCCUUUCCUUCCCCUUUCCUCCCACUCCUCUCUCCGUGUACGCACGAUACUGGUAGCUUUCCGCCGAGAAAAGACUCAAGUGUGAUAAAUAUUUACAGUCAUGGCUCGUACUAAGCAAACGGCUCGUAAGUCGACCGGUGGUAAGGCACCCAGGAAGCAGCUCGCCACCAAAGCAGCACGUAAAAGCGCGCCGUCCACUGGAGGUGUCAAGAAACCACAUCGUUACAGGCCUGGUACUGUAGCCCUAAGAGAAAUUCGAAGAUACCAGAAGUCAACAGAGUUGCUGAUUAGGAAAUUGCCGUUUCAACGUUUGGUUCGUGAAAUUGCUCAAGAUUUCAAGACCGAUUUGCGUUUCCAAAGUGCAGCUAUAGGGGCUCUUCAGGAAGCAUCGGAAGCUUAUUUGGUUGGCCUGUUUGAAGAUACCAAUCUAUGCGCCAUUCACGCCAAACGCGUUACUAUCAUGCCAAAAGAUAUUCAGUUAGCGCGACGAAUUCGUGGUGAACGCGCUUAAAUCAUUCAUAUUUGUAACAGUUUUUCUCAUUUUCUUAUCAUUUGGACAUUUUAUGUUUUUGAACAAUCUAAAAGUUAUAUUAUUAACUUUCUUCCGUAUAUAUUUACCAUAGUUUAUACACUGCCAAUCAUAGUAGAGAUGUUAAAAAAAGAAUAAUGCGAGUCUGUAAUAGAUUCCAUAAUACAAUAAAACAUAACACAAUUCAUGAUACAGUGAUAAAAAUGAAAAAUAAAAUUUAUUUGUCUUUAACAAGAAACAA
Formica exsecta is the source of this 883-nucleotide messenger RNA. Its product is annotated as histone H3.3. Gene Ontology annotation, molecular function: structural constituent of chromatin; DNA binding; protein heterodimerization activity. Gene Ontology annotation, cellular component: nucleosome. The transcript has 2 exons. Lineage: Eukaryota; Metazoa; Arthropoda; Insecta; Hymenoptera; Formicidae. Bases 214 to 624 code for a protein of 136 amino acids. The record is from RefSeq and is a predicted model, not a curated record.